Molecule: messenger RNA, 2073 nt
Organism: Oryza brachyantha (malo sina)
Lineage: Eukaryota; Viridiplantae; Streptophyta; Magnoliopsida; Poales; Poaceae
Product: 1-(5-phosphoribosyl)-5-[(5-phosphoribosylamino)methylideneamino] imidazole-4-carboxamide isomerase, chloroplastic
Exons: 9
Coding region: 143-1066 (307 amino acids)
Biological process (GO): L-tryptophan biosynthetic process; L-histidine biosynthetic process
Cellular component (GO): cytoplasm
Molecular function (GO): 1-(5-phosphoribosyl)-5-[(5-phosphoribosylamino)methylideneamino]imidazole-4-carboxamide isomerase activity
Source: RefSeq, a predicted model, not a curated record
UGAAAGCCCUGUGGCGCUGCGCCGCCAUCGGAGCCGCCGCCGCCGCCGCAGCCGCCGGCCUUUCCGCCGCUACGCGGAGCCUUCUCCUCCCCGGCGGCGGCUGCGCGGGCUGCAUAUCCUAGUACGCUGAGAAAGCGACUCGAUGGCGUCGAGGUGCACGGCGAGGCUUCCGUCUCCACCGCGCGUGGCGGCGCGGUCCGGUCGGGCUGUCUCGCUGGUUUCCGUCCGGCCGGUCAAAUCCGGCGUGGCGAGAGGACGUGCCGUCGUGUGCGCCGUUAGCUUCAGGCCCUGUAUCGACAUUCACAAGGGGAAAGUUAAACAGAUUGUUGGCUCUACUCUUCGGGAUUCAUCAAACGAUGGCACACCACUUGUGACAAACUUUGAAUCAGACAAGCCUCCAGCAGAAUUUGCAAAUCUAUAUAAGGAGGAUGAGCUUGUCGGUGGGCAUGUAAUCAUGCUUGGUGCAGAUCCUGCUAGCCAAGCCGCAGCCAUGGAAGCACUACAUGCAUAUCCUGGUGGUUUGCAAGUUGGAGGUGGAAUAAAUUUGGAGAAUGCAAUAUCUUACCUUAAUGAAGGGGCCAGUCACGUGAUUGUUACUUCUUAUGUGUUUAGUGAAGGCAAAAUGAACAUCGAACGGCUGAAGCAACUUGUAAAUCUGGUUGGGAAACAUAGGCUUGUUUUGGACCUUAGCUGCAGAAAAAAAGAUGGAAGAUAUGCCAUCGUGACUGACAGAUGGCAGAAAUUCAGUGAUGUCUUUGUAGAUGAGCCAACAUUAAAACAUCUUGCUGCCUAUGCAGAUGAAUUUUUGGUCCAUGGUGUUGAUGUGGAGGGCAAAAGGUUAGGAAUUGAUGAAGAACUUGUUGAACUAUUGGGACGCUAUUCACCUAUACCGGUUACUUAUGCCGGGGGUGUGUCUACAAUGGACGACCUAGAGAGGAUAAAAAGAGCAGGCAAAAGUCGAGUUGAUGUUACGGUUGGAAGUGCUCUUGAUAUAUUUGGAGGAGAUUUGCACUACAAGGACGUCGUUCUUUGGCACAAGGACCAAAAUAUGGUUACCCAACCAUGAAAUGAUCAGAGGUGUAAUGCUUGAUCUUGUUCCACCCGCUCGAUUGCUAUGCAUAGGCCACACUUGUUAAGUUUUAUACUGCGAAUAAUCCAUUGUCUUCUAUGGUACAAGUUGAAGCUGAGGGGUUUGGUUUCGUUUGGAUCUGGAACUAGGACUGGCAAAGCUGUUUUUCAAGAUAAUUGCGCUAUAUGUUUUUGGAUAUUGAGUUAGCCUGUACGAUGGUGAAACAUAACGAGGGGACCUCCACUGAUCCUCAGCUGACUGAGAAUACUCAACAUUUUGGCGGACCAGCUUAUAGCAUGCAGUGGUUACAAGCUUACAGUAUGUUUUGAUUUCUCUUGACGGGGAUCCAUGGCUCGGAGGAUUAUUAGUGCCCCCAUUUGAAAUGUGGGGAUUCUCCCAAUUUCCUGCGGGUCAUGUGAAAUCACUAUGUAGCAUGUACGGAUGCACCAGACAAACCAAUGUGGCCAUGUUGAUCACUGACUCACUGGCGAUGUUUGGCCAUGAAGUGUGAUAGGAUUGCGUAAUAUGAAGGCCCCAUUUGCAACCAUGAAACGUUUCUCAAUUCAUGCAAGAACUGAUUUAUUUGAAACUAUUAAUGCAUGUUCUGGCCUUGUGGCUGAUUUACAAGGAGUCCUAUUAUUGGUUUAGAUAAGUUCUCAUUUCGUUCUAAAAUAUACAUAUUUUUGGAACAGAGAGAACAGACAACUCCAGUGCAAAUGCGCAAUAACCGGCCUGCAAUGGUGAUGAUCCUAGACAGUGCCAGGAAGGGAUCAAAAGGGUAGGUAGAACGGAAAAGAUUUGGCACUCGACUCAGGUACUCGGGAUAUGCCGGCUGCAGUUGCAGGUAGGAGUAUGAAUUGAGGUAGGACCAUAGGAGUAUAGAGCGUGUUUGUAUGCUAACUGAGCGAACCAGCUUGGCCUGAGCCCAAGCCUGUAACCUGCCUAGGAGAUGUUUGGUUGCUGUCCUAAAAAUAUUAGCUUGAGAAUUUUUGCCUGAACAAAUU